This is a messenger RNA of Pichia membranifaciens NRRL Y-2026, 1587 nucleotides long. RefSeq lists its product as hypothetical. Gene Ontology annotation, biological process: SRP-dependent cotranslational protein targeting to membrane, translocation; SRP-dependent cotranslational protein targeting to membrane. Bases 1 to 1587 code for a protein of 528 amino acids. The transcript has a single exon. Lineage: Eukaryota; Fungi; Ascomycota; Pichiomycetes; Pichiales; Pichiaceae. Gene Ontology annotation, cellular component: cytosol; signal recognition particle, endoplasmic reticulum targeting. Gene Ontology annotation, molecular function: 7S RNA binding; GTPase activity; GTP binding. The record is from RefSeq and is a predicted model, not a curated record.
AUGGUUUUAGCGGACUUGGGGAGACGGAUCAACAACGCCGUUUCGGAGGUGACGCGAUCCAAUGUGGUUGAUCAGAGCGUGGUGGACACCAUGCUCAAGGAGAUUUCGAAUGCGUUGAUGGAGGCGGACGUGGACAUCAAACUUGUGAUACAACUGAGAAAGAAGUUGAAAGGCAAGAUUGAGGCGGAGGAGGAGAAGCCUGGUGUGAAUAAGAAGAAGAUCAUCCAGAAGGCUGUUUUCGAUGAGCUCUGCGACCUAGUGGACGUGAAGGAGGCAGAAGUGUUCAAGCCCAAGAAGAAGCAGACGAACGUCAUUAUGUUUGUCGGGUUACAAGGUGCCGGUAAGACGACCACGUGUACGAAGCUUGCUGUGUACUACCAGAGAAGAGGUUUUAAAGUAGGGAUGGUGUGUGCGGAUACGUUCAGAGCGGGUGCGUUUGAUCAGCUCAAGCAGAAUGCCACCAAGGCCCGGAUUCCAUAUUUUGGUUCCUACACUGAGAGCGACCCGGUGAAGGUUGCACACGAAGGUGUGGAGAAGUUCAAGAAGGAGAAGUUUGAAAUCAUUAUUGUGGACACGUCUGGUCGUCACAGACAGGAGGAGGAGUUGUUCAAGGAGAUGGUGGAGAUCGGGGAGGCGGUGAAGCCGAACCAGACGAUCAUGGUGUUGGAUGCGUCGAUUGGACAGGCGGCCGAGGCGCAGGCCCGGGCGUUCAAGGAGUCGUCGAACUUUGGUGCGAUAAUUUUGACGAAGAUGGACGGCCAUGCGAAGGGUGGUGGUGCGAUCUCUGCCGUUGCUGCCAGCAAGACGCCGAUUGUGUUUAUUGGUACCGGUGAGCACAUCCACGACUUGGAGAGCUUCACGGCGAAGCAGUUUGUGUCGAAGUUGCUCGGGAUCGGAGACAUCCAGGGGUUGAUGGAGCACGUGAAGACGUUGAACUUGGACCAGAACGACAGCAUAAAGAACUUCCAGGAGGGUAAGUUUACGCUGAGAGACCUCCAGUCGCAGAUGAACAAUAUUUUAAAGAUGGGCCCCUUGUCGAAGAUUGCGCAGAUGCUCCCCGGCGGGAUUGGUGACAUGAUGAAUCAGGUUGGUGAGGAGGAGACGUCCAAGCGGUUCAAGCGUAUGAUCUGCAUCAUGGACUCGAUGACCAAGACGGAGCUUGACAGCGACGGGUCGCUAUUCAUUGACGAACCGUCCAGAAUCAUUCGUGUGGCCCGCGGGUCUGGCACCAGUGUUACAGAGGUGGAGGCGGUGCUCUUGCAGAGAAACAUGUUUGCGAGAAUGGCGCAGACCACGAAGAACAUGCAGCAGAACAUGCCACCGGGCAUGGGCAAGAACAUGAAUCCGCAGCAGAUGCAGAAGGCCAUGCAGCAGAUGCAGUCGAACCCGGGCAUGAUGGAGAACAUACAGAAGAUGAUGGGCGGCAUGGGCGGCAUGCCGGGGAUGCCUGGGCUGCCGGGCAUGGGUGGCGGUGCUGGGGCCGGCGGCAUGCCGGGUAUGCCUUCACAGCAGGACAUGAUGAAGAUGAUGAACGACCCGAACAUCAGACAGAUGGCCCAGCAGAUGAGAAAGCAGUUUGGCAUGUAG